This is a messenger RNA of Miscanthus lutarioriparius, 1998 nucleotides long. Lineage: Eukaryota; Viridiplantae; Streptophyta; Magnoliopsida; Poales; Poaceae. The record is from the annotation of a GenBank genome assembly.
AUGCACAUUGAGCGAUGUAGGAUAUGGUGGCCACGCCAGGAGCUGCAGCUCAAGCAUAAGACCUUCUCACCGAGGCUCGUCCUGUUCGGAUGGUUCUUUAGCAGUGCUGGUUCUAUCGACAUCGUCAUCGCUGCAGUUGUGCCCCAAGUUCACAUCCUGCGCUCUUUUGCCACACUCGACACCCUCCAGACCAUCGUCCUUUCCUCAAAUAAAAGGAUGCCGGUAAGCCUGCAAGAAUAUGCUGCAUUUACCAUUCUCGGGGAUUGUGGCCGACACCCCCCUACAGAGUUAGAAGAAUACUGCUUUAAUAAAUUAGAGCAGCUGCCCUUGGAUGCAAACUUUGUUCAGAAAGAACAUUUUGGUACAAGAAGAAACAAUGCCAUGAUUGGAUCAGUUGGGAAUGGGGAUCAGGGUCCAAGUUAUGACCAUAGAAGAUGGGGAUGUGAUUGUUGUGUGUUGGAUGGUUUUCUGGAUGCUUGCAGAAAGUCUGCAGUCAAAGAGGGAAGUUGGGUGCACUUGUAUUGGAAGUUUGGAAAGAACUUUAAGAGCAACCUGAAUCAAGUUCCAGUUCUUCACCAUUUGUAUCUUGAUGGCCAACAGAUUGAAAACAAUCGUUGCCACGUCAUACCAUAUGAGGUUCCGACCAUUGGCAGAAACCAUUUCUCACUGGGUUUGGAUGCACCUCGCAAGUUGAAUGUUUCUUUCAAAAAAACAAAUUGGAUAAAUGAUCUACAAAAGCAACCAGCAUUUCUUGAUUUGGAUUCAAUUGUUUUGGCGCUUAAUUGUUCAAAUGCAGCUAGACUGCCAGACACUCAGGAAUGUUCUACCACGAGCUCUGGAGCUUAUUUCAUCUUUGCAUCUGUAUACGAUGUCUUAGUUCAAGUAACAUGGCACUGUGUGGGGAUAUUUUUGGCUUCAGCAUCAACUAUUCUCUACAUCAUGAUUCUAAUGUUCUGGAAAUGUUUAUGCCAUAUGCCCCAGUACUUGAUGCUAAAUAAGGUUUUCAGACAUUCAUGGAAUAACAUUCAUCUUCGCAGCUGUCAAAUUCUCUACUGGCCAAUUGUCCUCCAAGAUGCUUCCCUAAGCUCCACUGUGAAUGUUGAAUAUGUACACAAAGCUGCAAUUCGGAAGCAUGCUUUGUGGUCAAGUAUCAUUGUGGAUCUCCUGAUGGGUUUUGUCCUUGGAGCAGCAUUCUUGUUAAAUACAGAGACUAUUUGUAUUUGGACUAUUGCUCUCGUCCACCACAUGACAGAAGCAAUCUUGAGAUCCGGUUGUGUGUGUCUGAUGGGUGUUCCAGCUGGUUUUAAGCUGAAUACAGAGUUAGCAGAGCUCUUAGGCAUGAUUUCUCUUAAUGCAGUUCAAAUUUACUCUAUCCUUUGGUUCUUUGUGGGAGGCUACCUGAGGCAUAUAAUUCAAGGCAUUGCAGUCUCUGGAAUUAUUUUAGGUCUGACAGCUCCAGUUUCAUUCUUUAUUGACAUUAUCCAGCUUGCUACGUUGCAUGUUACCGUGCUUCACUGGUUAAUCUCAUCGCUAUAUUCAGGACAAAUUCAGACAGUAGCAUCAUUGUGGCGUCUUUUCAGUUUACUAACACUUGCUUAUGCCAUAACAGAGGGCGCAAAUGGAAUCCUCUUAGGCAGAGUCCUACUUCUUAUACCUACAACUUCUGUAUUCUAUGUAUUCUUCUCUAUCUUGACAACAACGGUUAUCUGGGUGUGUGUGAUGCUGGAAAUUGUCAUCGCUGUAAUCCAAUCCACUCCUUAUGCUGAGUUAACUCUAUGGGUGAUGAGGAGGCACAGAUUUCCUGCUGGAUUAUUUUUCCUUCAUGUGCCAUCAAGUGGACAUACUUCUGAAGAUGGCAACCUAUCAGCCCAUCCAAUCGGAUGUUGCAAUGAAAGGAGAAAGGAGGAUCUAAUCGACAAACUAUCAGAAUCAUUAGUUUCAGAACUUCAUUGCAGCUAUGCCACUCUGGGUAAAAUGUUUCUCUUGACUUUUGCUUAG